AUGGAUGACGGCAGGGGCUUAUCAAAAACGUGGGAUACCUGCCAAGAGGUCCCCAUGAUUGAAGAUGAACAGACGCCAUGGAAGAUGAUUAAACUGCUAAAAUUUAUUUGUGUCUGCCUGGUGGCUGUGAUUGUGUUUGGGUUGGCUCUCUGCAGCAAGACGUCUUUUCUCCUCCUCAUCACAUUGUCCAAUGAAGGCACCAGGAUCGUCCCAGAUGAGCAGAAACCUGUCGCUCUGCUGUGUGCCGGCUGCGCUCUAAUCGCUUCCAGUGUGCUUCUCUUACUAAAGAGCCUCUGGAAGGCGUGCUACAAGUCCUCGAAGCUACCAGCCAAAAAAACUGUUGCAUUGGUUCUGUUCUUUGAGCUCCUGGUGGCAAUGGGUGCAGCGAUUCUCACCAUUGUGGCAAUGCCUCACUUGGACAUUGUGACCAACGUGACGAUACUAAACGGUGUAGCCGUCACUCCUGCGCUCCUACAGGUGAUCUGUCAGUGCACUGCCAAAGAAAGAAACCGCUUCCUCGUGCCGUCCAUCACUGCCUUCCUCCUGCUUUUGCUCGGUUACGUCCUGUUCCUCUUUCUGUACAUCACAAAGGAUCCUACUGAUACCAAGAUGGCCAUUUGGGUGGGUCUGGCUGUUGGCGGGUGCUUCCUGGUGUCUUUCAACUGGUGGGAGAGCUACUUCAGACUGAUCAGCGAGAACAGCGGCUCUGUUUUCCUCAAAAAGCUGUGUAAGGACAUGUCAAAGUGCCAGAACGUGCUGCACAUCCUCUCCAGCCUGCUCAGGAUCCUGGUGACUGCAGGUGUGCUCGGAGCCUACGUCCCUUUGGACAAAAUGGACUGGGACAUUGUGACAUCCAUCCCAAGGCGUGAGACAAAAAUUAUAGCCAUCAUUAUUGGGGUCCAGCUGAUCUCCUCUGCAUUUUGUCACUGGUUUGCACAGGCAGCCUGCAAGAUGCACGUCCUGCGACAUGGCUUCAUCCUGCCUCUGUACUUGGCCUCUCUGGCUGUCAUGGUUCUGUUCAUCGUCCCUGUUAUUGUUUACUAUCAAGACUACAGAAUAAGUCUGAACGGGACUGAAAGCACCAACUUCACAAGUUACUGCAGUGUAGUUGUAGAUGGAAGAAACCCAAGCUUGGAUGGCAGUGUGUUCCCUGAACUGGUUUUGGAUGUCACACACACUCUGUGCUUCCUGGACAUGUCAAGGAUAACUGACAUUGGCAUACUGACAGGCCAGGCCGUGUCGUGGUGGCUCGGUCUUGUGUUGGCCACGCUCCACCUCUGGAACCUCAGUCUGUAUCGCAUCCAGAGGACUCAAGACCUGUUCAUCAGGAGGCUAUAUGAAGGAGGAUUCAUAGAGCAGUCACUGCUGCUGAACACUCGAUUUGACAUCCAGAGAACUGCAAAGCGAAAGCAAUUCAAACCACUAGACCCAGUGAGGGUGUUCCUUUGUGCCACCAUGUGGCAUGAAACCUACGAAGAGAUGAUGAAGAUAAUCAUUUCAAUAUUUCGAUUGGACAAGUACAGAACGAAGACAGAAGGGGAAACAAACGAUGUGAACUUCGAAGCCCAUAUCUACUUUGAUGACGCCUUCAGAGAUGUUCCCCGUAGUGAGGGGCGCCACGUCAACGAAUAUGCAGAGAUGCUUGUAGGAAUCAUCAGAGAAGUUUAUGGUAUCUUUGUAAACAUGGAUAAUGGCCUGUUCAAAAAGCAGCAGCAGAUCCCAGAUCAGACGAUCAUCAGGACGCCGUAUGGAGGGCGUCUGGUGGUCACCAUGCCUCUUGGAAACAGUUUGGUGGUUCACUUCAAGGACAAGCAACUCAUUCGCCACAAGAAGAGAUGGUCUCAGGUCAUGUACUUGUACUAUCUCCUGGGCUGGAAAGUUGCGACCAAGUAUUUCAAACGAUGGGGGAAAGGAGUGGACGAGGUUGAGCUGAAAAGAGAGUUUCAGGUGAGAUGAGAGAAAAAAAAUGACAAAAAAGCCACACACAACACCUACCUCCUGGCUUUAGAUGGCGACACAGACUUCCAGCCUGCUGCUGUGAUGCUGCUCGUCGAUCGUCUGAAACUGUACCCACGUGUUGGGGCAGCGUGUGGCAGAAUUCAUCCCACCGGAUCAGGUCCCAUGGUGUGGUACCAGAAGUUUGAAUACGCUGUGGGCCACUGGCUUCACAAGACAGCAGAGCAUGUGUUUGGGUGUGUGCUGUGCAGCCCGGGCUGCUUUAGUCUGUUCAGAGCAGCGGCGCUGAUGGACGACAACGUGAUGAAAAAAUACACCAUCAUGGCCUCAAAGGCUCAACACUACAUCCAGUAUGACCAAGGUGAGGACCGCUGGCUGUGUACUCUGCUGCUGAAGCAGGGAUGGAGAGUGGAGUACAACGCGGCCUCUGACGCCUACACAAAUGCCCCAGAGGAGUUCAAAGAAUUUUACAACCAGCGUCGGCGAUGGGGACCGUCCACCAUGGCCAACAUUGCGGACUUGCUGGGGUCUACCAACCUUAUUUCCAAAAGGAACCCAUCCAUGUCCAAACCCUACAUGUUCUACCAGUUAUUCAACUUGGGCUCGUCCAUACUGGCACCUUCCACCGUCGUCCUUAUGAUUGCAGGUAGUUUUACGAUACUGCUUGACAUUCACCCCAACAGCGCUCUCAUCAUGGCUGUAAUACCUCCUGCUGUCUUCCUCGGCAUCAGCUUCAAGACAAAGUCUGAUACUCAGAUUCGUAUUGCAGAAAUCAUGAGCGUCUUCUACGCUUUCCUCAUGAUGAUCGCAGCGCUUGUCAUAAUAGGGAACAUGGUGAAGGACAAAACCAUCCUGACUCCAAGCAGCAUCUUCAUCAUCGCGCUUGCCGGGUUCUACCUCAUCACUGCACUCAUGCAUCCUCAGGAGGUUGGCCUGGUGGUCUACGGUUUGCUUUACAUUAUCUGCAUCCCCAGCGCCUACUUGCUUCUGGCAAUUUACUCCAUGGUUAACAUGAACAACGUGUCCUGGGGAACCAGGGAGACGUCUGCCGCUGGGACCACAAAGCCUGCAGCUGCUAUUCCACAAACCAAAGCCCAGAAAGUCAAAAGCACCUUCACACAGUUCUUCUCGCAAGCCAAAUGCUGCAGAAAACUCUGUCAGAGGGAAAGCCCAAAUCAAGAGCUCAUCAUCAGCCGGGAGAACCUGAACGUGGAGGCAGCAGAGCAUGAAUCUCAACCCCAAAACACUAUUGUGGAGGAUGUGAUCCCUGUGGAGGUAAAAAGACGAGAGGAACCUGAUUAUACCCGUCCUCACCAGAAUUGGGUCGAACAACUGCAAAGUUUGUCGGAUGACAUGCGCCUGCAGGAGGAUACACUCGACCAGGAUGAGGAGCAGUUCUUUAGAGAGCUGACAGCUAGAUACCUGGAGCCAAUUCCUGUGGACAAAAAGAAACAGGAAAUAAUGGCUGAUAACCUCAAAGAGUUAAGAAACAAGAUUACCUUCGUCUACUUCAUUUGCAACGCCCUCUGGCUCAUAGCAACCUUCACUCUCCAGCAUUCAGUCACGUCCGUCUUUAUCCAGGUGCCAAAGGUCGACAUCAACCUGGAGUUCACCGGAGAGUACAUGCACAUUGACCCCUUGGGUCUGAUGUUCAUCCUGGGCUUUGCUUUGCUGGUUGUAGUCCAGUUUGUAGCCAUGCUGUACCACAGAAUAUACACCCUGAUCCAUUUUGUGGCCUUCCUGGAUACAGAUGCCCUGUCUGAAAAACAAAACCAGGAAAAGCCACUCAAACAGGUCAAAGAUAAUGAAGAUGAUGAAGAUGAUGAAGACGAUAGCAGCGAUGACUUUAUGUUCCCAAGUGUCUUCAGCACAAGCUACCACGGUGGAGCUCUAGUGUAA
Molecule: messenger RNA, 3855 nt
Organism: Plectropomus leopardus (leopard coralgrouper)
Lineage: Eukaryota; Metazoa; Chordata; Actinopteri; Perciformes; Serranidae
Source: RefSeq, a predicted model, not a curated record